Molecule: messenger RNA, 483 nt
Organism: Rhizophagus irregularis DAOM 181602=DAOM 197198
Lineage: Eukaryota; Fungi; Glomeromycota; Glomeromycetes; Glomerales; Glomeraceae
Source: RefSeq, a predicted model, not a curated record
AUGGCCUUUCAACCUGUCAGGUUACCUGAAUUUGGUCAACCUGUUUGGAACUCUAGCUUUGACCAUGAUAAGAUUGGUGAUGUUUUCAAAUUUUGGAACAAAGGUGAAUUGGACUCCUUCUUGAUUGAUAUUACUAAAGAUAUUGUGAGAUUUAAAGAUGAUGAUGGUUCUCCCUUAGUUGAAAAAAUUAAAGAUACUGCAAAUCAAACUGCCAUAUCAUCAUUUAACUUUGGAGUUUCAGUUACAUUGAUUGGUGAAGUUGUUUACUCUCGUACACUUUCAUCUUUAAAAGAUAAAUGUGUUUGUGCAAGCAAAAUCUUGCCAGAAUCAAAAAAUAAGAAAUUUGAAGGAGAUAAAGACUUGUUUGUUAAACAAUUGGGUCAAGCUUUAUCCUAUGCUUCAAAAUUGAUUUCCUAUGCUCAAGGUUUUAUGUUAAUGCAUGAAGCUACUAAGGAUCAUAAUUGGGAUUUGAAUAUUAUAUAA